This is a messenger RNA of Boleophthalmus pectinirostris (great blue-spotted mudskipper), 4315 nucleotides long. RefSeq names its product 4-hydroxyphenylpyruvate dioxygenase-like protein. The record is from RefSeq and is a predicted model, not a curated record. The coding region runs from base 396 to 1730 and encodes 444 amino acids. Gene Ontology annotation, molecular function: 4-hydroxyphenylpyruvate dioxygenase activity. Gene Ontology annotation, biological process: aromatic amino acid metabolic process. NCBI's taxonomy places the organism in Eukaryota, Metazoa, Chordata, Actinopteri, Gobiiformes, Gobiidae. The transcript is spliced from 5 exons.
AGGAGUGGCUUAGUUGUUUUUCAGUGGCUUCUUUAAAAAGUUGUUUCUUCGUCAUAAACAGAUCUGGAGUUGUGUUUUGUUCCAUUCACACACACAAAUUUAACUCGCAAACCCUCCAUAUUUAGGCUGAGUUCUUCUCUGAAAAGGUAAACACACUGUUCCACCUUGUGAUGUCAUCAACUGGUAAAACAAGAAGAGCGCCACUAUGUUUUUUUGUUUGUUUUUUUAAUUCCAUAACCUUCACUAGAAUCAUUUGAACAGAAGUAGCCAAACUUAAAAACUACAAUAUUACUAUCUUAUUUUUAUGUUAGUGAGUACCACGUGACUUUCCUCGUGUUUGUGGGCGUUCCCUUCCUUUUCCGGCUACGCCCCCUCGGUCCAAACGUCACGCGAACAUGGCCGCGUACGUCCAGCGCCUGCACCACAUUUCUCUGCACGUCUCCAACGCGGAUAAAAUCGCCGGCGAGCUCGUUUCUAAGUUCAAAUUCAACCUCUUCGCGGCCAGACUCAACGACAAAUCCAGACAGUUCGCGUUUAAGAAGGGACGAGCGGUUUUCGUCGUGAACGAGCGGCCGGAUUUGGGUAAAACGCGACUGAAUGAACGCGACGAGCCGAAUUUUCACGAUUUUCAUGCCGGAAAACUCAACCAGGAAAGUGUGUCAAAAUGUCUUUACGAUAUAACUCCUCGUUACUCGGUGGACACGGUUGCAAAUGUGUGUUUUGAAGUCGAAAAUGCGCAAAGGUCAUUCAAGACUUUGCGUAAUUUGGGCUGCAAGUUCCUGGUCCCUCCCACGACCGUGCGCGAUGACAGCGGCGCGGUGACGUACUCCGUGGUCAAAUCCAUCGUGGGGAAUGUGUGCCACACGUUGAUAGACAAGUCCGGGUACGAGGGAGGGUUUCUGCCCGGGUUUAAAGUGAUCGGAGACGCGGGUAAAGACGAGGAUGACCCCACGUGCCCGGUGACGCAUUUCGAUCACAUCACGUACGCGUGUCCGAGGAGGUUUACGCACAACGUCAUGGAGUGGUACGAGAAGCUGUUCGGGUUUAAAAGGUUCUUCAUAGGCAGUAAUGAAGACCCAGAGGAGGGUUUCGUGCUGGACCAGGAGGGCAUCGGUCUGCGUCUCACAGCGAUGGAGUACUGGAGGUGCAGUGAAAAGGGUCUAACUCUGCCGUCCGUCCACCAGAGGGAGCCAGACUGCAAGUUUGUCAUCGCAGAGUCUCUCCCAGAACAAGGUCGUAACCAGGUGGACCAGUUCCUGCAGCAGCACAGAGGAGCAGGAGUCCAGCACAUCGGCCUCUACACCAACGACAUCAUCUCCACCGCCCAGAGCAUGAGCCAGGCCGGGGUCAGCUUCUUCUGCCCUCCCCCGGCGUAUUACACCGAGGUGGGGAAGCAGCAGGAGAUCCUUGAAGCCGGUCACAGCCCCGAACUUCUGUCUCAACACGGGAUCCUCCUGGACACAGACCUGCAGGACACAGACGGGACACAGGGACAACGGAAGAGAUACCUGCUGCAGGUUUUCACGCGGCCGCUGUUUUCCGAGGACACGUUCUUCCUGGAGCUGAUCCAGAGGCGAGGAGCGUCCGGGUUCGGAGAAGGAAACAUCCGCGCGCUCUGGAGGUCUGUGCAGGUUUACAUGGAGAAAGAGGAAAACAACAACCAACAACGACGACAGACAAACGCUGCAGUCGGCCAAGAGCUAACCUCCACAAACAGGAUUAUAUUUUAGAUUAUUUAGUUUUUUAAAUUAGAUGUUACUUAAAGGUGCACUGCGGAACUUUUCUGGAGCUGGAUCGCUACAGUCUGCCAAGAGCUUUUAUAAUCUACUCUUUGGGGAGAAUCAGUCUGGUCGUCAGCUUUAAGGCACUUAUUGGUAAGGGGAAUAUAUUUAUUUAUAUUGAAUAUUUAAAGCCACAGUAUGUCACUUUUCAGACAAAAAAUCUUGUUGGUUUUGUUUAUUUCACUGACAAACUUGUAUCCUAACUCAUCUCCACAAACCUGAUUCAUAUUUGUCCUGGGGGAAAGUCUCCUGCUGCUUGUUUCCAUGGAAAUGACGCGGUCUUAAGCCUCCAACCCCGUCAAAAAACGACCGCGCGCCACAAUCCAGAGCGCCCCACACACGAAUCAGGUGUCCCAGUACGACUUCAGUAAACUACAAAGCCGCACCACCCGCAGAACACGCAAACACACAUGGAGCAGACAGCGACUGCACAGCGACAAACAACCACAGACACACUCAUCACUCCACGCUGACGAGGAACGAACCGAAAAAGCGAGUGCAAUGUGCCACUUCUAGACACGACUGAACAACUGAGUCACUGCGAACACGCCGACAAUCCGUUGGUCCCAGACACACCCUCCCUACACGCCACAACUGAACAAAGCCCAGAGUCACCGUGAACGAACAAACAAACAAAACCACUCACCCAUCACACUGUUGGGUUUCAUUUAAAGUCCAGUGCGGUUUAUUUGUGAAAAAAGUUCGAAAAUAGACCAUUUAAUGACAGUGCUUCUUAUAAUCCAGAGCAUUUACUAGUGCGGAAAAUACGGUAUCUUGAUAGAGUGCACUUUCGAUUUGAUACGAUUUAUUUCAAAAUCGAUUCGAUACGGUAAAAAAAAAAAUUAAGGCUAAGUCAUGACUGUGAUACUAAAAGUCUUUGUUAAACCACUUCUUCUUGUGCAAAGUUCAUAUGAAACACAAACAUUUUAAUCAUCAAAACAGUGAAAAUAUCAAAUGUGUCGCAUAAACGAGUUUCCUUCAUCUCAAAUUGUAGCGCUGGAACAAAAUAAUAACGUAAAAUAAACCUAAAAAAAUACUCUUGGCGAUAUAUCGAUACAGCCGAUAUUGUAUCAUCACAUUAAACGAUACGCUGCUUCUAGACACGACUGAACAACUGAGUCACUGCGAACACGACGACAAUCUGUUGGUCCCAGACAGCACCCUCCCUACACGCCACAACUGAACAAAGCCCAGAGUCACCGUGAACGACACAAACAAACAAAACCACUCACCCAUCACACUGUUGGGUUUCAUUUAAAGUCCCACGAGGUUUAUUUGUGAAAAAAAUUCAAAAAUAGACCAUUCAAUGACCAUAAAUUAGUUUGUUUGCUGUAUGAUUGUUCUAAAUUGGACAAAACCUUGGGUGCAAAUGUAAAGCGGGCGGAUGAUGAGCCACAAUUGAACAAAGCCCAGAGUCACCGUGAAUGCACCAAACAAAGUCCCACUGACCCAUCCAACUGUUGUGUUUCCUUUAAAGUCCGGUGCAGUUUAUUUGUGAAAAAGUUCAAAAAUAGCCCUUUUAAUGACAGUGCGUCUUAUAAUCCAGAGCGACUAAUAGUGCGGAAAAUACUGUAUUUGUUUUGGCCUUUUGUCCACACAGAGCCGGCGUUUUGGGUGGGCAAAAAUUGUGUUUUUUGAGAACGGGUUCCAGAGUGCAGAAAUCUGAGAAUGCGGGCGAUGCAUUGUCAUGUGGACAAGCAAACCGCAGCUUUCGGAAAACAAUGACGUCGCGACCCCGUCAUCGGCAGGGGCCUCCGCGGAACACAAGACCGUUGCCAAAAAUGUGACAGGUGUAGCCUACAGAGCCGCUCCCGUCGCCGAGCAACCGAGACACACUGCAACCUCUAAUGCCAACAACACACUCUGAGCAAAUUACGCACAUGGAUCAAUAACAAAGAUUAUGCAUUAUUCAUUUAAAGUCCUACGCGGUUUAUUUGUGAAAAAAGUUUAAAAAUAGACCAUUUAAUAACAGUGCGUUUCAUAAUCCAGAACGCCGUAUAGCCUGGAAAAUACGGUAGUCAGACUGGCGCCACCUAGUGCCUCCGCUCAAUUUCAUUUCUCUCCAGCGACUAGAUCAGGAAUCAGAAUACACUAGACGGUUUGCAAAAAGCCCGGAAGUGUGAGUUCGGGCACCAGCCAAUCAGCGAAGAGCCAAAUAUUCUGCGUUGGCAACGAUUCCCGAGAUCGAGGAUUUAAAGCCGAAACAAAGAGAAUGUUUGGUGAAUUUCUUCAAGGGGAAAGACGUUAUUGUCCUUCCUUCCUUCAGGAUUUGGGAAAAGUUUGAUAUACGUACGUACAUAUGUCACCACCAAAUAGCAGCGAUUGGUAAAAUAAAAAAAGUACCCGCCUACUGUCGAGCAAACGAAUCCUAAUGCUGCGAGGUCAGACGGUUUCUACGAAGUGAAACAGUCUGAUGAAUGGGACUAUAAAACUAUCGCGCCACCUCCAGAAAGUGACGUACUGUAGCUUUAAAUAAGAGCAGACUUUAUGAGGCGCUGUUAAAAGUGCUGUACGCAACAUGCACUCCAACUGAA